AUGAUGUGGCCUUCGUCUCAAGCUAGUAAAAUUCUAUCAGUUUUACUCUUACUAGUCGUCGUUUACUGUCUUUUUAUGGACGCGCUUCUGUACUUACGGAUACAAAAAUAUGGAUUGGACCAGUUUGAACAAUUUGAAAAUGGUACUCAAGAUUCUUCGACAUCGAAGAGUAUUUUUAGGAAUUAUGAAGACGAAGUCUGGAUCCCAUGUAGUAUUAAUCCCUUAUGUCACCCGACCGUGAAGGCCCUCAUGGUCGAUCACAUAAAUCACUACAUUUAUGGACCGCUGUGCUCGAUUCUGGACAUAGGUUUAGGAAUAUCUGAUAGACUCAUAUUUUUGACACCGAACAUGAUAUCUUUCACCCAUGUUGUUAUCUCUCUCAUUGGAGGCAAGCUUUUAACUUGUCAAAAUUUAGCUGCUCGGCGUAUAGGAAUAAUAUUGUUUCAAAUAAGAAUGUUUUUAGAUGACCUCGACGGUCACGUGGCUAGGGAAAGAAAGCACAUUAAAGGGGAGAGAUCGGAAGUCGGGACAUUGGGGUAUUGGGUCGACGGUAUUUGUGAUUUAUUAGGGGUAAUAUGUAUGAUGGUGGGGAUCAUGUUGUAUCUUAAGAACAAUCCCCCGAGACGUGGCUACAAAGGCACUCCAGUGAGCACUUUACCUUAUCAUCAAUUAAAGGAAAUUAACUCGUGUGAAGAUAUCGAGAAAGAUCACACGACUGAUAUAGGAAUUUCAUACAAAACUAAAGUGUCCUUCCAGAGAAUUGUUCAGGUGAUGGGUCUAUUUUCCGGGCAGAUGCUCUUGUCUUCCCUCGCUUGGAAUAGAUACAUUGAUUUAUAUCAAAAUCUGUUGGAAAAUUGUUUAGAAUACGAUAUCGUUAGGCGAAUAACAGCCUUCAAAUCUACAAAGUUCUAUGUGGCGACGGGUAUGUGGCGGAUUGUCAACCCGCACAGUUAUCUUCAUUUGCUCUCAUUAGCUGUGUUUUGUGAUAAAACGUGGGGUUUCUUGAAAGCUGUCCACUACAGUGGUUACAUUGGUUUAGUAAUUGCUGCUGCGGCUUCAGAGUAUUUUGUCGAAAAUAUAAGAUAUUUUGUCGUUAAUGGGUUAGAUGUAUGA
This is a messenger RNA of Pieris macdunnoughi, 1113 nucleotides long. NCBI's taxonomy places the organism in Eukaryota, Metazoa, Arthropoda, Insecta, Lepidoptera, Pieridae. The record is from the annotation of a GenBank genome assembly.